AUAUGUGAACAACGCCAUUUGUAUGUGCACGCAGUCCUGCAUUGGGUCUCCGUCUAUGAGGUGUAUGGAGGUGACAUACGACGUGACCUACUUUCUACGAAAAGGUUGCCAGGAUGGGCUGGCUGUCAUGGAAACCAGAACCUAUACGGUCAACAUUGGAUGCCAAUGUGUUGGCGCCUUGCCUCAAGUUACAGUGCCAAACUAUAACAGCGAGUAG
This is a messenger RNA of Candidula unifasciata, 217 nucleotides long. The record is from the annotation of a GenBank genome assembly. Lineage: Eukaryota; Metazoa; Mollusca; Gastropoda; Stylommatophora; Geomitridae.